AUGACGUCAGAUCCUGUCACGGGUUGUUGCUGUUCUGUCUUGCAGUCUGUCAGUGUCAGGGCAGCAGAACAUUUGGAUGUAUUGUAUUUUGGGGUCAUUUACCUGUGCAUUAAACAGGACUUUUAGAUUAUAAUGUAUUAGGUGGGGGACAGGUUAAACUCGUUAAACGUUUUUUUUUUCUUCCCCCAAUUAUGACAAUGUAGUUUUGGUUCAAUUCAAGCAGUUUCUUGCACUGCAGAUUCGAAAUUAUGAGACAGUCACCAAUCUUGUGACAGGUACCGCGAAUUAUAACGACCAUGCCUGGUAUUUAGGCAGCUGUAAUAAAUAGAAACGUGAAGUGGGUACAGUUGUGUUUAAGAAUAAGGAAAUGGCACAAGUCAACAGGCAGAAAUAAAACCGAUCCAGCAACAAAGUACCGGGCGAGGAAAAAAAAAACCAAAAUCACUUUUUUAAAUCUGGGCAGGAAAAUUAGUACGACAUCUGUAAAACUUACCAUACUACUUAGCGUAUUUCCAUUUUACCAUCUGGACCGUGCAUACGGAGUCUCGUCACACAGGGUUUACUGGAGUGCAGUGGAUACAAGCCACUUAUUGUUCUGUAGAUCUAGAUGUCUCCUGUGCCUGGCUAAAUAAGAAACUCAGACUAGUUCUCGAUCGAGAUAUUGGGAUCAGACUCCAGUUGCUGUGGAAUACAACAUUCUUGUCAGCUGGUGGAGUGACUCUCUUCCCCACUUGACCGGGAGGUUGCGGAAAGAAACAAGCGACCAUCCGAGGUGACAGGCUGCAGCUACCAGAUACAUAGGAGGAGGGUCGGGAGAGCUCGAGUUAUGGAUCAGCUAAAAGUGAAGGACCGAAUCCUGGAGAACAUAUCUCUGUCUGUUAAGAAGCUGCAGAGUUACUUUGCUGCCUGUGAGGAUGAGACCCCAGCCAUCCGGAACCAUGACCGAGUGCUACAGCGACUGUGUGAGCACCUGGACCACGCACUACUCUAUGGGUUGCAGGAUAUCUCCUCCGGGUACUGGGUGCUUGUCCUCCACUUCACCCGGAGAGAAGCCAUCAAGCAGAUUGAGGAACUACAGCACAUUGCCACCAACAUGGGCCGCAGCCGGGCUUGGCUCUAUCUGGCUCUGAGUGAGAGCUCCCUGGAGAGUUACCUGCGGCUCUUUCAAGAGAAUCGAACUCUGCUGCACAAGUACUACUUCAAGAACGCGCUGGUCUGCAGCGAUGACCACCUGACCCUCUUCCUCACACUGGUAUCUGGACUGGAGUUCAUCCGCUUCAACCUGGACCUGGACGUCCCAUACCUGGAUCUGGCCCCCUACAUGCCCGAUUACUACAAGCCCCAAAACCUGCUGGAUUUCGAGGAGCGCCUCCCGAGCUCAGACAGCCUGUCCCUCAACUCCUUCAACUCCAUUACCUCCACCAACCUGGAAUGGGAUGACAGCGCCAUUGCCCCCUCCAGCGAGGAUUAUGAUUUCGGAGACAUGUUCCCUGCGCUGCAGUCAGUACCCAGUGUAAACUGGGAAGAAGGGGACCUCACAGACUCUGUCAGCUGCCCUCGCUCUGCAGCCUGUGAGCCUCCCCUCUUGGAGGUGGCUGUGAGGAGCCCCACGCUGCGCUACAACCCAUUCAACGAGGAGUCGGACACGGCCACUUCCACAGAGGUGACCCCCGUGCACCACAACUCCCGGGACAGGAGCGACACAGCUGAGGACGACACAGAGAGCACUGGCACAGAGUUGGAGGUCAUCAGGCUAGCCAGGAGGAGGAAGCCGUGUAAGAAGAAGCGAGGGAAGGUGGAGCCGGUGAGCAAUCAUAUGAGCAGCUCUGGUCCGGAGAGCAGGGGGCAGGAGGAGCUAUCAGAGCGGGAAUCAGGGGACACGCAGGAGCCCCUGGCGGAGAGGGGGGGCCCAGAGGUCUUAGGAGAUGAGGGGCUGCGUCUACCAGAGAUGACCGACACCUCGAUGGACAGCGUGGGUCAGCCACUGCGUGAGGUGAUGGACCAGCUCAACGGAGCUCUGGACACUGAUCGCUGGAGGACAGAGGAGCCCGACGGCCAACAGCCCUUUCGGGAGAGCUCAGGGGGAGAGCCCCCGGACCCCCCUCUACUCCCCCUGGACCAGGGCCUCCUCCAGACCCCCCCUCCCAACAACUUCUACCGCUUUACCCCCGAAAGUCCAGGCCCUGCUUCCCCAGGUGGUGGCCACUAUGACCCUGCAGGGGAUGGCCAGCCGCCGCAUGUUCUUGGUGGCCAUGAAGGUGAGGGAGCGGGAGAAGUGCAGACAGGAGAGGCCGGAGAGGCAGCCAGACCCCUAGAAGAGCGGCGAGUAGAUGAAGGUGAAGAGGAUGUUCAUAAUGGAGCCCACCUGGAUACCGACAACAGCAUUCCAGACUCCCCAAAGCCCAUCCCUGGCCAGGGACCUCCAAAACAUCGUGUGAUUGAGGAAGACGAGCCCAGUAGCCCAUCAGAGGUCAUGCAUCCAGCUGAGUUUAGGGUGGAUAACAAUCACCUCCUGCUGCUAAUGAUCCAUGUUUUUCGGGAAAACGAAGAGCAGCUUUUCAAGAUGAUCAGGAUGAGUACAGGACACAUGGAAGGGAACAUGCAGCUGCUCUACCUGUUGCUUACAGACUGUUACAUCUACCUGCUAAGAAAAGGAGCUGCAGAGAAACCCUACACUGUGGAGGAGGCUGUUUCCUACAAUGAGCUUGACUACAUUUCAGUAGGUAUGGACCAGCAGACAGUCACCCUGGUCUGUACGAACCGACGGAGGCAAUUCCUGCUUGAUACAGCCGACGAGUCCCUGACGGAGUGGUUCCUGGCUACUCUCAAGUCAGCUAUGAUUAAGGGGUACCGGGAGCCCCCCUACCCCUCCAUUCUCACCGACGCCACCAUGGAGAAGCUGACGCUCACCAAGUUCGUGGCACAGGAGUCUCAGUGUGAGGCGACGGACGUUUCUGUCCAGCUCUAUGCCCUUGUUCACUGGGAGGACCCCAUGGAUGUGACUGUAGGACACCAGGGUGGCCCCUACAUGCCUGGUGAGAAUACCCACACUAAGGAGGGGGUGCUGCACUACAAAGCCGGGACCUCCUAUCUGGGAAAGGAGAACUGGAAGAGCUGCUACCUGGUACUGAGCAAUGGGAUUCUGUACCAGUACCCAGAGCGGACUGAUGUGACUCCUCUGUUGUCUGUUAGCAUGGGGGGAGAGCAGUGUGGGGGCUGCCGGCGGUCCAACACCACUGACCGGCCACACUCCUUCCAGGUGAUCCUGAGUGAGCGGCCUGCCUUGGAGCUCAGCGCAGACAACGAGGAGGACAUGGCUGACUGGAUGCUGUACCUGUGUCAGGCCGUGUCCAAGGGGGUUAUCCCUCAGGGUACAGUGCCCAUCCCUUGUAUCCCAUGCUGUCUUGUGCUGACAGACAGGAAGUUGUUCACCUGCCAUGAAGAUUGCCAGACCAGUUUCUUCCGCUCUCUGGGUGGCAGUGAGCUGAUUGACGUGACAGCUGUUUGUACCGAAACAGGCAAAGAGUACUGUAUAAUUGAGUUUGCAGAGGACCGGAAGCAGUACCUGCCCCCCUGGGUUCUGUAUUUCAGCUGCCUGGCUGAGCUUCACAGAUUCCUCACCAUGUUUGAAGCUGCCUGGCAGAACAUCUUUCAGGUGGCGCUGACGCGGCGGCAAGUGGUGGAGCCUUCGGUUCAGAAGAAGUGCCGGGACGCGCUGUGUCUCAUUAGAAGCGCGUGGCAGCGCAGUGACAGCCUGCAGCGUGGCCGGUCAGAGAGAGACCCCUGGUGCUGAGAAAGGGGAUAACCAGAGGACUCACCACUAACCAGGGGCAGGGGCAGGAGGCAGGGGAAGGGGGGGCCAUGUGGCUUCAGAACUCUUCCCCCCCCCCCCCGCCAACCUUCAGACUAGCAGAUCCUUGUGGAAAUCCAGUAAAAUAGAACCUUUUUCAUCUUCACAGAAUAGGGCACGGCACACACUGUGCCCAUAGAUUCAUAGAUUCUGGUAAGGGAGUGGGAAGGCUGUGCCUUGAGUUUGUGGGACUUUGACUAUAACUGGGGAACCAGCAUACAAAAACAACUAUUCCAAUAGGAUCGUAGCACACUUGCCCCAUAGAAUAGAAAAAGGCUAAACUGGAGCUGGACACUAUCAUCGGUGAAGCUGAGGAUCAUCUGAAACAGGAGGACCACAGUGAUGGCUGCAUCAGUAUCCAGCAGCAUUUUGCACAGGAAGCUGCUCAAGCAUAGCUAGCAGGAAUUGGCUUCUAGUAUAUAAAUAGGACAGGAGGGUAAUAUACAAGUGAGAGAUAUGACUCACAAAUGAUAACUAUUUGGUCACUAUUUUCUUUGAAUUGAUUCUAUUUAAACUAGAACUAUUUAAUGGUGUUGGGACCCUAUUCGAAAAAAAGGAAUGCCUGUUAUUUAAAUGGAAAAUCAGAUAAGAAGUGACCUGUUUAAACCGAUAUUAGUUUUCAUUACACACACAGAAGGGCAGUAAUAGGAGAUCUGAACGUGUAACGGUACUGUCACCGAUUGUUCCCUGCCAGACAGCCAGUUUGAUUUUGAAGUCACACAUCUGUUGUGACAUUGUGAUGUUUGUUUAGCGAUCGAUGCAUUGGCGAGGUACAAACCGGUUGUAAUAAUAGAGGAUACAUGGAAAUCCAGAGAGAAAUGCGUUACAAAAUAUAAGUGACGGAAGCUAAAUCCGCUUUCCUAUUCACUGUGAGGGGUUAUGUAUUCCUGGUAACACUACAGCGAGUAGGGGGGAUUCACAGGGAGAAACUUAGGAACUGGAAUGGAAUAAUGAUCGUGUCUGAGGAGCUUUUACACUACUGCAUUGUUCUUUGUUUUAAACUAUAUGUUUUGCAAAACACUUCAAGACGCAGUCCCCCACAAUCAUGUUCAAUUUUGCACUAACUGUAGUUUAUCCUUCUGUGCAUCAGAAAAUAUACAGUCCAGUUACUGUACAUUCUUCUGAAACCCGCUUGCAAGCAGUCUGGUGUACAUUGGUAUAGCGCAGGAAGCUAAUUAAUGUUUGAAAUGUAGCCCUUGUUUACCAUACAGACGCUAUGGACACAUUAAUUAGUAAAGAUACUAAAUAUGUGGGAUGCAAGGGGUUGAUGUCUGACAACCAGUUCCUUAAAAAAAAAAUACAUUUCAAUUGUUGCCACAAACUGCACAGGACCUUUUUUUUUUUUUUUUUAAAUAAACUACAGAAAAGAGUACUUCAUUUUGAAGUAUGGUUGUUUGCACUGUGUGUUAAUCCAACCUGCCUGACUGGUUUUAUUUUUUUUUUAUUUUAAUUGAGACUGAGAUUGAGAUGUUUAUUCUGGAAACUUCUUUUCAGUGGGAGUAAGUAUUAUCUACAUUUAUAGAAUUAGGACCUUCAAGUUAAGGUAUCCAUAUAAGGGGUUAGUUGUACUAGUCUUUGACUACACUGUGGGCAGCUGGUUAUAAUGGACUGAAAAGACCAGUUCACCCUUGACUAUUUUACUCAGCACUUUUGUAUAAGAGAAGGCAGAAUUACUGACGGGGCGGGGGGCUGGAUUCCAGCGAAGGGUACGAGAUGCAAACUGGUAUAAUACAGGGAUAGAAAUGAGACUCCCAUUGCACUGCAGUUUGAACCAUUCCUGGUUUUACUGGGAGUUUAAUGAGACAACCUGAGCUCGUUACCUUUACACUGGUUGAUCAAGCUUGUAGUAAAACCUGGAAUGGGUAAAACGGCUAUGUGAUAGGAGUCUUAAUUCCAUUCCUGCAUUAUUACUUUGACACCCUAUUAUCGUUGCACGCGGGUCAAAAUAGACAAUUAUAAUAUUAUUUUAACCCUGACCUUUUUGUCAGGUCGAGGAUGAUAUUUACCUGCCUGCGCAUGCCAUAUUAAUACAUAUUUAAUUAUAUCCAACAUAUUAACCAUAAACAGCAUCUUGCUUUCAUUUUGGACGGUGCAAUCAAACAUUGUAGCCUGGGUUUAAAGUCAUGUAAGAUAUUGAUAGAAUAGGUAUAUAGGAGCUGUGUCUGUGUUAGUGUUGCUAUGAGGAAGGUACUGUACCGUCUGUUCAGGUACAGGGUACAUCAUGUGUACUUAUUCUAUCAGAUGAUAAUUAAUAACACUCUGUGCAUGUGUAUUUUUAUUACAGUUUAUUAAUUAUAGCCCAUUUUCUAACAGGUGUACAGCAACUCAUGAAUGUAUAAUACUGUAAUCUCAGUAACACUUUCAUUUCUGCAUGGUUGAAAGUUAUUGUUUUGUAUUAUUAUAUACUACUGUAUAUUGUUGAAUGUAUAUAUUAAGAGCUGUUGUAAAUAAAUUGCAGUAAAUAAAAUAGAA
Acipenser ruthenus (sterlet) is the source of this 6322-nucleotide messenger RNA. Its product is annotated as pleckstrin homology domain-containing family M member 2-like. Gene Ontology annotation, cellular component: endosome membrane. Gene Ontology annotation, biological process: lysosome localization; regulation of protein localization; positive regulation of membrane tubulation. The record is from RefSeq and is a predicted model, not a curated record. Lineage: Eukaryota; Metazoa; Chordata; Actinopteri; Acipenseriformes; Acipenseridae. The transcript is spliced from 20 exons. Bases 827 to 3793 code for a protein of 988 amino acids. Gene Ontology annotation, molecular function: kinesin binding.